Messenger RNA from Rana temporaria (common frog), 1399 nucleotides. It is a transcript of the gene DCUN1D2, whose product is annotated as defective in cullin neddylation 1 domain containing 2. Gene Ontology annotation, cellular component: ubiquitin ligase complex. The transcript is spliced from 7 exons. The record is from RefSeq and is a predicted model, not a curated record. Lineage: Eukaryota; Metazoa; Chordata; Amphibia; Anura; Ranidae. Gene Ontology annotation, biological process: positive regulation of ubiquitin-protein transferase activity; protein neddylation. Gene Ontology annotation, molecular function: ubiquitin-like protein binding; ubiquitin conjugating enzyme binding; cullin family protein binding. Bases 16 to 930 code for a protein of 304 amino acids.
GCCCCCGCCCGCCAAAUGAGUGUGGAUGUUUGGUGGAAGAGACUCCAAUUCCCGGCGUCCUUUGCGGCAAGGGGAGGGUUGUCAGUGUGGGGACUGCGCGUGCGCGCUGACACCUCCGAGCUGUGGAGUUGGGUGAUCGGUGGAGAUAAAAUGCAUAAACUUAAAUCGUCUCAGAAGGACAAGGUGCGCCAGUUUAUGGCAUUUACCCAAGCUGGGGAAAGGACUGCAAUAUACUGUUUAACACAGAAUGACUGGAAACUAGAACUGGCAACAGACAACUACUUCCAGAACACAUCCUUGUACUGCAAAGAGUCAAUGAAAAGUACAGUAGACAAAAAGAAACUAGAACAAUUGUAUAACCGAUACAAAGAUCCACAAGAUGAAAAUAAAAUAGGAAUUGAUGGAAUCCAGUUAUUCUGCGAUGAUUUACAUUUGGAUCCAGCCAGUACCAGUGUAUUAGUCAUUGCAUGGAAGUUCCGAGCAGCUACACAAUGUGAAUUUAGUAAAAAGGAGUUUAUUGAUGGCAUGACAGAGCUUGGGUGUGACAGCACAGAAAAACUGAGGGCUCAGUUACCCCGACUUGAACAAGAGCUGAAAGAUGCACUUAAAUUUAAAGACUUUUAUCAGUUUACAUUUAAUUUUGCAAAAAAUCCUGGACAAAAGGGGUUAGAUUUGGAUAUGGCAAUUGCAUACUGGAAUUUAGUAUUGUCUGGAAAAUUCAAAUUUUUAGAUCUGUGGAAUACGUUUUUGGUGGAACAUCAUAAAAGAUCAAUCCCAAAGGAUACCUGGAACCUCCUGUUGGAUUUUGGAAAUAUGAUCGCAGAUGACAUGUCCAACUAUGAUGAAGAAGGGGCAUGGCCUGUUCUUAUAGAUGAUUUCGUGGAGUAUGCAAGACCAUUAGUGACGAGCGAAAAACGCAAAGCUCUUUAACUAUGAACUUUUGCAAAGGACUAGUGAAGCUUUUGCCAUUUCAUUUAGAUAAUGAAGACUGUUUUUCGCCAACAACUGAGAGUGUGCGUGCAGCAGUCACCUGGACACAAGGACAUGGAAAAUGCCACUGUCUGAUUUCUGCCUUAGAACAUUUUAUGGUGGACGGCUUUUGGCAAGAUGAGAAGAUCCCACAGUGGGAGUACGGGCUGUUUGUAGGAUGCUGGCUUCAUAUCUUAUAUUGGUUGUAUCCUAUAGGAUGUAGAGAUUGCAUGAUUUUAUACAUUGGAGUCGUUUCAAUAGAGGCCAUUUUAUUAAAACAAAUUCUAAGAAAAAAAAAAAAAAAUGAAAGAGCAUGCCAUUCAGUUUACAAGCCAGAAUAAACACCAGCAGUUACUGAACAGCUGUAUUAUAUUGUAUCUAUAUAAAAAGCAGUAUUUGUGUUGUAAAUUAAAUCUCUAAUGGAAUCUUA